AAUUUAUCCGUUUUGGAGACAACUCACAUUCUGGAAAGAAAACUUUAUUUAACAUAACUAGUGGGAGAAGUUAUCGGUUACAAAUCCCAAUUCAAACUGUGGAAAUCAGCGAACAAAUUACGAGGCUGAAAAUUAACAAAAUGGAUAUCUGUUUGAAAGAAGAAAAUCCACUGGCGCAGGGUAAUGUCGACUUUAGAAAAGUUUUUGCCGAAGUAAAUGGCAGUGAACACAUAUCACCGCUUGGUGAAAUGGUGGUUGAAACUUCAGACGGAAACAGCUCUAAAAAUGGUAUCAAGAAAGUGGAAAAGGAUGAUAAAGCAUUAAAAGAAGAUAACGAUAAGAUGAGUCAGGAUCUAAGUAGUCUAGAAGUCUUGGAGCAGAAAUCGGAGACUGAGAUUCGAAAAAGUGCACCUUUUCCGACGAAUAAGGACGUUAGACAUCAGGCCUACCAGCACAUACGGGACUACGAGGCUGACAAGCGACGCCUGGCAGAUUCCAUCGAAAUUCGGCGCCAGGAGCAAGCUAAGACCCUGGAGGAGAAGAAAAGGCAGCGACUGAGAAGCAGAGAGGCGGCGAUGGAGGAAAAAAGGCAGAAGGAAAGACUUAGACAUGUGCAGGAGGUCAAGAAUAGGCAACAAGAGCACCAUCAGGCUUCUCUUCAUUUACGAAGUCACCAAGAUGACGUCAAACGACUUGAUGGUUACAUAAACAACAUCCGGGAACAACAAACCAUGACCUUGCAAGAGAAGAUACGCAUCCGUCAAAAAAUGAAGAAAAAACUGCAGGAUCAACAUACUAACUCUAUCUGCAACGGCAAAACUUUAGACGACGGAAACGCGGAUGGAUGCUUAAACGAGGGAAGCUCCCCAUGCUUCGACAGUUGGACCGACCCUAAAGACAAAGAAUUUGUUUCCAUGGCAACGGAUAAGCCGCGUUCUGACGGUUGGACCGACCCUAAAGACAAAGAAUUUGUUUUCAUGGCAACAGAUAAGCCGCGUUCUGACGGUUGGAUCGCGACUGAUGACAGGGAGCUCGUUUCCAAGCCAACAGAAAGGCCUCGUUCUGACGGUUGGGCUGAGACUGAAGACAGGGAGGUUGUUUCCAUGGCAACAGAUAUACCGCUUUCUGACGGUUGGAUUGAGACUGAAGACAAAGAACUUGUUUCCAUGGCGUCAAAUAUGCCGCGUUCUGACCGUUGGACCGAGACUGAAGAACGAGAACUUGUUUUCUUGGCAAAGGAUAUGCCGCGUUCUGAUGGUUGGACUGAGAAUGAAGACAGGGAACUUGUUUCCAUGGCGUCAAAUAUGCCGCGUUCUGACCGUUGGACCGAGACUGAAUACAGGGAGCUCGUUUCUGAGGCAACAGAAACGCCGCGUUCUGACGGUUGGACCGAGACUGAAGACAAAGAACUUGUCUCCAUGGCAUCAGAUAUACCGCGUUCUGACGGUUCGACGGAGAAUGAAGACAGGGAACUUGUCUCCAUAGCAACAGAUAUGCCGCGUUCUGACAGGUGGACUGAGACUGAGUUCAGAGAGCUCGUUUCCAAGGCAACAGAAAUGUCGCGUUCUGACGGUUGGACCGAGACUGAGGACAGGGAGCUCGUUUCCAAGCCAACAGAAAGGCCUCGUUCUGACGGUUGGGUUGAGACUGAAGACAGGAAGGUUGUUUCCAUGGCAACAGAUAUACCGCUUUCUGGCGGUUGGAUCGAGACUGAAGACAAAGAACUUGUUUCCAGGGCGUCAAAUAUGCCGCGUUCUGACCGUUGGACCGAGACUGAAGAACGAGAACUUGUUUCCAUGGCAAAGGAUAUGCCGCGUUCUGAUGGUUGGACUGAGACUGAAGACAGGGAACUUGUCUUCAUAGCAACAGAUAUGCCGCGUUCUGACGGUUGGACCAAGACUGAAGACAGGGAACUUGUUUCCAUGUUAACAAAAAAGCCGCGUUCUGACGGUUGGACCGAGACUGAAGACAGGGAGCUCGUUUCCAAGGCAACAGAAAUGCCACGUUCUGACUGUUGGACCGAGACUGAAGACAGGGAUCUUGUCUCCAUGUCAACAGAUAUGCCGCUAUCUGACGCUUGGACCGAGGCAGAAGACGAGGAACUAGUUUCCACGGCAACAGAUAUGCCGCGCUCUGAUGGAUGGAUCGAGACAGAAGAUAAGGAAUUUACUUCUAUGACAACAGAUAUGCCGCGUUUUGACGUCUGGACCAAGGUAGAAGACAAGGAACUAGUUUUCAUUGCAAAAGAUAUGCCGCGUUCUAACAGCUGGACCGAGAUAAAAGACAAAAAACCUGUUUCCAUGGCAACAGACAUGCCGCGUUCUGAAGGUUUGACCGAGGCAGGUUCAGUUAUUAUGUCAACUGGAACCCAGCAUUCAGAUGAAUUUAGAAGUGCGAAGACUGGAGGACGGAUGGACGAUAUUACCCAAUUUUCUGACGUGAAGAAUGAUAUAACUAAGAAGCGAUUUGGAGAGCAGGUUAACAGUGAACAGGAGGGAGCUGGGGAGGCUAGGCGUGGGGCAACCAGCAAGGAGGGCGGAACGAUCCAACCCAAGGGCAACAAACACGAUGAUGACAAACACUAUGAUGAGAGAGACGUGCAUAAAAGAGCGGAAUCCAGGCAGAGCUUGCAAUGCUGGGCAGACGAAUCCCAGUUGAUCCCUCCGGCAGCUCGGUCCCAGACUCGCCGCGUCCAACAAGGCGACAUUCAGUACGUGGAGGUCAAGGGCAAGCGAAAGAAGAAAUUCCUGAAACUGUUGAUUUGCUGUCCCAUCGUCGUGCUCCUCGGAACAGUUGCUUUGUUCGCAUUCGCUAAAGGGCGCAAGAACGAGAAACCAAUCGAUAACGUAAACGUCACUAACGUUGGGACCGCUGGAAAACUUGGAAUGCAAAUCAUGGGCUCGUCAGCGAGGGAAACUACAGACGAGGCCACUACAGGGAAACCACAUAUGCAGGUGUCUACCUCAAGAAUAAUGCUCAGCCAAUCAGUGGAAAUGGAUAACGCUGCCUUUAUCCAAAAGAGUUCUUCUAACUUACGUCACGCAAGCCAUUCAACUUCGGUCACACAACUAAGAAGUCAUGCUAAUUCCGUGACGCUUAUUUUGGAAACAUCACCUUAUCUGCAGUUAUCGGUCACACAAUCCUCACAGCUCACUGCUUCAGUCAUGCACCUUCCAUUUCCCGGCAAGCAUCUCCUAACUUCUGUCAUGCAUUUCCAUGCUUCCGUCACGCAGCUUCCAGCUUCCGUCACGCAGCUUCCAGUCUCCGUCAAGCAUCUCCUAACUUCUGUCAUGCAUCUUCAUGCUUCCGUCACGCACCUUCCAGCUUCCGUCACGCAGCUUCCAGUCUCCGUCAAGCAUCUUCCUACUUCUGUCAUGCAUCUUCAUGCUUCCGUCACGCACCUUCCAGCUUCCGUCACGCAGCUUCCAGUCUCCGUCAAGCAUCUUCCAACUUCUGUCAUGCAUCUUCAAGCUUCCGUCACUCACCUUCCAGCUUCCGUCACGCAGCUUCCAGUCUCUGUCAAGCACCUUCCAACUUCUGUCAUGCAUCUUCAAGCUUCCGUUACGCACCUACCAGCUUCCGUCACGCACCCUCCAGUCUCCGUCAAGCAUCUCCCAACUUCUUUCAUGCAUCUUCAAGCUUCCGUCACGCACCUUCCAGCUUCCGUCACGCACCCUUCAGUCUACGUCAAGCAUCUUCCAACUUCUGUCAUGCAUCUUCAAGCUUCCGUCACUUACCUUCCAGCGUCCGUCACGCACCUUCCAGCUUCCGCCACGCAGCUUCCAGUCUCUGUCAAGCAUCUUCCAACUUCUGUCAUGCAUCUUCAAGCUUCCGUCACGCACCUUCCAGCGUCCGUCACGCAUCUUCCAGCUUCCGUCACGCACCUUCCAGCUUCCGUCACGCAUCUUCCAUCUUCCGCCACGCACCUUCCAGCCUCCGUCAUGCCCUUUUCAAUUUCCUUUACGCAUCCCCCAACUCCUGUCAUGCAACCGUCAUCAUCACUCACGUCUUCAGUUAUUCAUACACUUGACGAAGUUAUUGAUGAAUCGGAGACGAUUUGCCAAGAAGCUGAGGACUACACGAUUGACGAAGACACGGGCUAUACUCAUCGAUUACAGAGAAGGAUCGAUCGGUUGGUCUGGAGGUUGCAGUAUAUGUAUCAGGUGCGCACGUCUCGUCGUGUCACGUGGUAUGUGAGGCGAAGGCGCGAAGAGUUGGUGAUCAGAUUAUGCUCGUUGCUGAGGAGACUCAGUAAUCUUCACAGCACGAUGUAUUCACCAGUUGACCAUUUGACGGAUCUGCUGGGAAGAGUUUUGUGGGACUCUGAUGUGAACAUGAUGGAGUGUCAUUUUGGGGCGUAGCCUGUCCCAUAGAAGAUGGCGCACACGCAAGAUUUCAGCGCGCACUACCACAUUUUUCUUUAAGCGCGCGGAGAAAUACAACGUAUGGGGUGUCGUCGUCCCUCCACCGUCGUGAAUAACCUAGUAAUGAAUAAUAGUAAAACGCAUGCUCUAAGUGGUGUAGAGAUUAGAGUACACACGCAUGUUUGACGUCAUUGCGCGCGCCUUUUACUAAAAUUAAUUUAGUUGUUGUAUAAAAAAAUUAUUUUCCGUUUAUA
This is a messenger RNA of Nematostella vectensis (starlet sea anemone), 4618 nucleotides long. RefSeq lists its product as uncharacterized. Lineage: Eukaryota; Metazoa; Cnidaria; Anthozoa; Actiniaria; Edwardsiidae. The transcript has 6 exons. The coding region runs from base 141 to 4361 and encodes 1406 amino acids. The record is from RefSeq and is a predicted model, not a curated record.